Messenger RNA from Hipposideros armiger (great roundleaf bat), 1092 nucleotides. RefSeq names its product cytochrome P450 2A13. Gene Ontology annotation, cellular component: cytoplasm; intracellular membrane-bounded organelle. The record is from RefSeq and is a predicted model, not a curated record. The coding region runs from base 25 to 846 and encodes 273 amino acids. Gene Ontology annotation, molecular function: arachidonate epoxygenase activity; iron ion binding; oxidoreductase activity, acting on paired donors, with incorporation or reduction of molecular oxygen, reduced flavin or flavoprotein as one donor, and incorporation of one atom of oxygen. The transcript is spliced from 5 exons. Gene Ontology annotation, biological process: xenobiotic metabolic process; coumarin metabolic process; epoxygenase P450 pathway. Lineage: Eukaryota; Metazoa; Chordata; Mammalia; Chiroptera; Hipposideridae.
UUUCCCCACCCUCAGCUCUAUGAGAUGUUCUACUCAGUGAUGAAAUACCUGCCAGGACCACAGCAACAGGCAUUUAAGGAGCUUCAGGGGCUGGAGGACUUCAUAGCCAGGAAGGUGGAGCAGAACCAACACACACUGGAUCCCAACUCUCCACGUGACUUCAUUGACUGCUUCCUCAUCCGCAUGCAGGAGGAACAGGAAAAGCCCAACACAGAGUUCUACAUGAAGAACCUGGUGCUGACCACGCUGAACCUCUUCUUUGCUGGCACCGAGACGGUUAGCACAACCCUACGUUAUGGCUUCCUGCUGCUCAUGAAGCACCCAGAUGUGGAAGCCAAGGUCUAUCAGGAGAUUAACCAGGUGAUUGGCAAGAACCGUCAGCCCAAGUUUGAGGACCGGGCCAAGAUGCCCUACACAGAUGCGGUAAUCCAUGAAAUCCAAAGAUUCGGAGACAUGCUCCCCAUGGGCUUAGCCCGCAGAGUCACCAAGGACACCAAGUUUCGGGACUUCCUCCUUCCCAAGGGCACCGAAGUGUUUCCUAUGCUGGGCUCUGUGCUGAGAGACCCCGAGUUCUUCUCUAACCCCCAAGAUUUCAACCCCCAGCACUUCCUGGAUGAGAAAGGGCAGUUUAAGAAGAAUGAUGCUUUUGUGCCCUUCUCCAUUGGAAAGCGGAACUGUUUUGGAGAAGGCCUGGCUAGAAUGGAGCUCUUUCUCUUCCUCACCAACAUCAUCCAGAACUUCCGCUUCAAGUCCCCACAGUCACCCCAGGACAUCGACCUCUCUCCCAAACAUGUGGGCUUUGCCACCAUCCCACCAAACUACACCAUGAACUUCCUGCCCCGCUGAGCUAGAGUGGUGCCAGGGCAGGGCUAUUGGGAGGACCUAUUGGGGUGGGGCCAUGGGAGGAGCUAGUGGGAGGAGGAGGGCUAAGGAUCAAGGGUGAGCUGGAGGAAAAUCGGAAGGGGCAAGGUGGAUAGAAAGAGAAAGAAGACACAGAUGCACUCUGUAACAACUUAGUAUAUUAUUAUAUAAUAUGAAUGGCUCUGGGCCAGCCGAGUGGCUCGUUGGUUAAGAGUUGGCUUGGGAGCGUGA